GAAAAACAAAAAGAGGGGAGUAUGUUGUGUUUCUGCUGCCUACGAGGGUAUUGGGCGGUGCCUUUUAAGCCUGUUUUGAGAUUGAGCCAGGGCUCUCCGAAAUUUCAGCAUGGAAACGGUACUCUUUUAUGCAUCAUCACAUCUCUUGAAAGAGAGAGAUGUUUUGAGGGCUGAAAUCCCUGCAUCUUGACCAAUGGGAGUUGGGUUUUCGCCACGAGAAGUGUUUUUGUAUGGAAAGUAAGGUUUUGGGGGCUUAUUUUUCACCAAACUCUCUCUCUCUCUCUCUCUCUCUCUCUCUCUACGUGGAAGCAGGUGAUUUGGGGAUGUGGGUUUUAUCCGAAAGCUCUGGUUUUUCUAAGGAUUUUGGGGGUUUUUGAGUCCUGAUUUUUUAGAAAAAAGAUGCGGGUUUCCACCAAAUGCUCUGCUUUUAAAGGAAAAGGGUGAAGUUUUUUUUUUCUUUUGUAUCUAGUGAAGCCUCUGAAUUUUCAGGGAUAGCAAAGGGUAUUUUGGGUAUUGAAAUUCCGGCCUUGUUCAUCCAAGGCCUUUUUUUCUUCGAGAAAGAGAAGUGGGGAAAGAGAAGUGGGUUUUCACCGGAUGCUCUGACUCUAUUCAUUGCUGUUUUCUGAGCUUUGAUUUUUCAGGGACAGAAAAGUUUCUUUUGGGUAUUGAAAUUCGUGCAUUGUUCAUCCAAGGCUUUUUUUCUUAGAAAAAGAGAAGUGGGUUUUCACUAGAAUAUUUGAUUCUGUAAUCUUCAUUGCUUUGUUCUGAGCUUUGAGAGGUGAAAUGGGUUUGUGGGAAGCUUUUGAAGAAGAUCUUUCUCUGUAGAAGAAGAAGGAGAAGAAGUUUGAUGGCGUUUAUCUUCUGGUUUUCUAUUUUUCUGGUGGCCUCCGCGGCUGCUCAGCACGACGAUCAGGCAACCAUGUCAGCUCUUCAGAAGGAGCUAGCAGUAUCCCGAUGGGACGCCAACAACUCCAACUACUGCUCAUGGGAUGGCGUCCGCUGCAAUUCCAACCGUUCGAUCGAAAGGCUUGAGCUCAGUCACCGUGAACUCCGAGGUAAUCUAUCUAUAAUCUCCCAACUCAAAGCUCUCAAGUGGAUAGACCUCUCUUACAAUAACUUCCAUGGAGAAAUCCCUUCCACACUUGGCAAUUUAACCGAUCUCGAGUUCCUUGAUUUGUCCGGAAACCAGUUCGGGAACUCGAUCCCACCUCAGCUAGGUAACAUCAAAAGCCUCCGGUCAUUAAAUCUCUCAAACAACAUGCUUUCUGGGAAGAUACCUGACGAAUUGCGGGGCUUGGAAAGUUUGCAAAAUCUUCAGAUAUCCGGAAAUCAAUUGAACAGCUCCAUCCCUUACUGGCUUGGCAAUUUAACGAGCCUGAGAGUUUUCUCGGCUUAUGAGAACAACUUAGAUGGCCGGAUUCCUGAAAACCUAGGCUCAGUUUCGGAACUCCGGGUUUUGAACCUCCACUCGAACCAGCUCGAAGGGCCCAUACCCAAAAGCCUCUUUGCUUCCGGGAAACUGGAAGUUCUCGUUCUGACCCUGAACAAAUUGAAUGGGAGCCUUCCUGAAUCGGUUGGCAAAUGUAGAGGCCUUUCAAGUCUCCGGAUUGGGAACAAUAAGCUUGAAGGAAGCAUCCCCGUAGCUAUUGGCAAUGUUAGUAGCCUUACAUACUUCGAAGCAGAUAACAACCUCCUUUCUGGCGAGAUCGUGGCAGAGUUUGCUCUGUGCUCUAAUCUCUCACUUUUGAAUUUGGCCUCAAAUGGGUUUACAGGGAUGGUCCCGCCAGAGCUCGGGGAGCUUAUGAACCUUCAGGAGUUGAUUGUUUCGGACAAUAGUCUUGUCGGAGAUAUCCCAAAAUCUCUCCUCAGGUGCAAGAACUUGAGCAAGCUUGAUCUGAGUAGUAAUAGAUUCAAUGGCAGCAUACCCGAAGGCCUUUGCAACAUGUCAAGAUUGCAGUUUCUGCUCUUGGAUCAGAACUCUUUGAGAGGUGAGAUUCCUCACGAGAUCGGGAAUUGUAUGAGAUUGCUCGAAUUGCAAAUGGGCAGUAACUACCUGACUGGUUUUAUCCCUCCUGAGAUUGGCCAUAUCAAGAACUUGCAGAUAGCUUUGAAUCUGAGCUUCAAUCACCUUUAUGGCCCAUUGCCCCAUGAGUUGGGGAAGCUUGACAAACUUGUCUCGUUGGAUGUCUCUAACAAUCGGCUCUCGGGAAGCAUUCCUUCGGAACUUCGGGGUAUGAUGAGCUUGAUCGAUGUCAAUUUUUCGAAUAAUCUGUUCACAGGACAGGUGCCUGUCUUUGGACCAUUCCAGAAGAACCCGAGUUCGAGCUUUUCAAGUAAUAAGGGGCUCUGUGGAGCACCAUUGAGCUCCUGUGGAAACCCUUUUGGUUCUGGCCAUGGGGCCGACCACCACAAGGUCUCGUACAAGAUUAUAUUGGCGGUUAUUGGUUCUGGUUUGACGGUUUUCAUUACAGUAACGGCUAUCGUUCUGCUGUUUAUGAUGAGGGAGAGGCAAGAGAUGGCUGCCAAGGCUGCUGCAGUUGCUGUGGAUGAAGCAGCGUCUCCCCCAUCAAUAAUUGCAAGCAACGUCUUUGUUGAGAAUUUGAAACAAGCCAUCGAUUUCGACAGCACCGUCAAAGCAACUCUGAAGGAUUCAAAUAAGCUCAGCAGCGGGACUUUCAGCACUGUUUACAAGGCAGUUAUGCCAUCCGGAUUGACCCUGUCUGUGAAGAGGCUGAAAUCCAUGGACAGAACAGUGAGUCAUCAGCAGAACAAGAUGAUAAGGGAACUCGAACGGCUGGGGAAGCUCUGCCAUGAUAAUCUGAUGAGACCCAUUGGCUUCGUCAUCUAUGAAGAUGUGGCCCUCUUGCUGCACCAGUACUUGCCGAACGGGACACUAGCUCAGCUACUUCAUGAUGGAAAUCAAUCUGAGUUCGAACCAGAUUGGCCAAGACGGCUUUCCAUUGCGAUCGGAGUGGCAGAAGGGCUGACCUUCCUUCAUCAUGUCACAAUUAUCCAUCUCGAUAUUUCUUCAAUCAACAUUUUUUUGGAUGCCAAUUUCAACCCUUUGAUCGGAGAGAUUGAGAUAUCAAAGCUCUUGGAUCCAUCUAAAGGCACCGCAAGCAUCAGCGCAGUCGCAGGCUCUUUUGGGUAUAUUCCCCCAGAAUAUGCUUACACAAUGCAAGUGACAGCACCGGGAAAUGUUUAUAGCUAUGGAGUUGUGUUGCUUGAGAUCCUCACAACCCGACUGCCGGUCGAUGAAGCCUUUGGUGAAGGUGUUGAUCUGGUGAAAUGGGUUCACAGCGCAUCGGCUAGGGGAGAGACCCCUGAGCAGAUACUGGACGCGAAGCUGAGCACUGUCUCAUUCGCUUGGAGGAAACAGAUGCUGGCAGUGCUCAAGGUUGCCUUGCUAUGCACCGACACCACACCAGCGAAAAGGCCUAAAAUGAAGAAGGUGGUCGAAAUGCUCCUAGAAGUGAAGGACGAUGCUCCCUAAUCUGUUUAAUGAGCUGUCUGCCAAUUCCGAGUCUGCUGGUCAAGAGUCUGGUAGUUGUGAAGUUCUGAUUCUGUUUAGAUAUGAAAGUCCUAGAGAAAAAUGAUGGGUGGGAUCGGUUAAUACAUCAGCUCGACGGCUUGUAUUUAUUCAUGGUUUUUGGAGAGGCAUCGGUCAUCAUCUGUUAUUUCAGUUGAUUUUGGGAAUUGGUUGGCGGGUUGAGCUGCAACAUCAAAUAAGGCAGGCAUUUUCGUGGAGCCCUUGAAUAAGGCCGGCAUUUUCUGGUUUCUGUGGGACAUUAGGCCUUUAAUCAUAUCUGAUUGGAGUUGCUAAUCUGUCUGAGAUUCUGAAGAACGAUGUGCAAUAUAGCAUAGAAUUCGGAGGAUGUGUCUUAUGAGGAUUGCAAGAAGCAGCCACCUGCUCACCACCAUCUUGUGAGUUUCGGUGGAAUGUUGAUGUCAUAUUUAUAAUCUAUGUUUUCAGAAUAUCUAUCCAUUCCAUCAUCUUUAAUGUAUUGGAUUUUUCUUGUAUUCUUCUGGUUAAAAGGCUAGCUAGAGCCCCGUUUGGAUGCA
Magnolia sinica is the source of this 4062-nucleotide messenger RNA. Its product is annotated as leucine-rich repeat receptor-like tyrosine-protein kinase PXC3. Gene Ontology annotation, biological process: protein phosphorylation. Gene Ontology annotation, molecular function: protein binding; ATP binding; protein kinase activity. The transcript has 2 exons. The record is from RefSeq and is a predicted model, not a curated record. Bases 848 to 3493 code for a protein of 881 amino acids. Gene Ontology annotation, cellular component: plasma membrane. Lineage: Eukaryota; Viridiplantae; Streptophyta; Magnoliopsida; Magnoliales; Magnoliaceae.